AUGGAGGAAAGCCUCCGAAGGAACGCUGAGCUUCAGAACAAGCUUGAUAGAAUCAUUGGCAGCCAGCUCCUUCAAACAGCAACAACUCCCCAGCCAACCGGAACUGUAGAACGAGAUUCGAUGGAUGACACACUGACGUCUAUCGGAAAACCAGAAGGGCCUAGCCCCGCCAAAGCAACUCCUUCUCCACUACCGAACCCACCCCCCAGGCCUCGCCUAAAGCUGACACCCAAACCAAGAAGAACAUCAGGAGAUACUAUUCCCAAACAGACGGUUAACACCGUUUCAACCGGAAACUCAACUCCAACCAGCAUCACCAAGGUUAAAGUCUCCCUUCAUACCUCUGGUUUCAGAGUUGCUGGCAAAAGUAGCAUAGCCAUUAUAUGCUUCAACCCGAUAAUCAUAGCCUCCAACGUACCUCAAACACCCAACAACACCAACACCUGUGAGCCAACGUCCGACCCAGGUACCACUGGACCGGAAGCUAUACCCCUACCGGAACCUUUGGAUCGACCCCGGCACCUGGUAAAGACUGAGGACGAAGAAACAAAGUGCCAAGACGACGCCAAGACCCAAUCGGAACGACCGAACCGACCUCGGCAUCCAGUGGACGAAGAAUGUAAGAAGAGCCUGUCAAGAUCCCAUGGUAGCCGGGGCCCCCCAGUGCGGACGUCUUUCUCAUCCCGGAACUGGGGAACAAUUUCCAGCACCAUCGGAUAG
Armigeres subalbatus is the source of this 720-nucleotide messenger RNA. RefSeq names its product mucin-2-like. The transcript has 3 exons. Bases 1 to 720 code for a protein of 239 amino acids. The record is from RefSeq and is a predicted model, not a curated record. Lineage: Eukaryota; Metazoa; Arthropoda; Insecta; Diptera; Culicidae.